AUGAGAGCCAUUGGUUAUCUCGAUUCAAAGAAGGGGUUGAACGAUGGCUGCUUUCAUGAGUACACUGCCACUCCAGAUGGUCGUUUGGGAAAUCUAUUCUGGUGCGACACCAUGUGUAGGUAUGACUACUCAUGUUUUGGUGAUGUAUUGGCUUUCGAUGCCACUUACAAAACGAACAUCUACAAGAGACCUCUAGUCAUGUUGUUGGGUGUAAAUCACCAUUUCAGAACCUGUUUCUUCGGGUGUGCCAUUCUCGUUGACGAGACGAGUGUUACUUAUACUUGGCUUUUGCGAACGUUUAUAAAGGCUAUGAAUUUCAAACGUCCGAAAUCUAUAAUAACGGAUGGAUGCUUGGCAAUGGCGGCUGCAAUUAGGUCAGAGAUGCCUAACGCUAGGCAUCGCCUAUGCGAAUGGCAUUUGGAGCGCAACAUUCAAGAAAACCUACACAACGAGGAAUUCACUAAGGAGUUCAAGUGGUUUACUCGGAUGUCCAAUGAAACCAGAUUUGAGCAAGCUUGGAGUGACCUAUUGGGGAAGUAUGGGUUGACAGAAAACAUGUGGGUGAGGGAAUAUCUGUAUGGGAAAAAAGAGAUGUGGUCUGAUGCGUUUUUGAAAGGGCAUUUUUUUGCCGGACAACGCACAACUCAGCGUUGUGAGUCAAUGAAUGCGCACCAGCACAUAAACAUGGGGAAGAGACUUAAGCUCCAUAAGCUUGUAGUGGGAUUCGAUGCGGAAUUCGAACGUCUAAGAGAGGGCGAAUCCAUUGCUGAAUUCAAGACAAAAUAUGGGGAGCCAGUGAUCAAAGGUCCUGUCUUACCGUUUGAUAAGCAUGCUGCGUCUGAAUAUACAAGAGCGAUUUACAGCAAGUUCAAGUUCGAGAUGGAUAAAUCGCAUUUGAUCAAUAAUGUUAAUGUCUCUCCUGCUGGAAACAAUCGUGUUUACACUCUUUCCAGGUAUUUGAAACAGGACAAAUUUUUCCAUGUUGUGUUUAAUGAGGCUGAUGGGUCAUACGAGUGCUCCUGCAGGUUUUUUGAAUCUGUCGGGUAUCUUUGUUCUCAUUUGAUUCAUGUCCUUAAAUGCCAAAAUCUGGAGAAAAUACCGGAUUGCUUAAUAUUGACGAGGUGGACCAGAAAGGCCAAAGAUUCAAUACUUGCCAAUGAACCCUCCGCAGUACCUCCUGAGUUAUGUGUGAUGGUGCGUUAUGGUGCGCUGUCAUCGAUUUGCAAUAGGAUAUGCCACUUAGCAAGUCAGACAACUACUAAUUUUAAUGAUGUCCGGACUGGGUUGACAAAGAUGUUGAAUGAUAUGUUGAGUGCACAGGAUGCGCAAGCAAAUAAUCACGGGAGUGCAAAUGUCAUACUGGAUCCUAUCAUCCCACCGCGUGUUGUUACAACAAGAGGAGUGCAAAACAAUCCAGGUUCGAGUAGUGCAGCAGUAAGAAGCACCACGGUUCCAGUUGGAGGUGGCCCAACCAAUGCAUCCACAGGAACAAGUUCCAUGGUUCCGAAUGAAGGUGGCCCGAGCAGUGCAUCUGAUGAAGUCGAAAACAUUGCUACACAGCGAAAGUGCACUGUUUGCAGACAACCAGGACACACAAAACGAACUUGCAAGCAAAAGAAUACUGGGAUGCAGGAUAAUAUCACUGAAAGUGUGGGAUAUGAUGACAACGUAAUCCACUUGAUGUCCACCCAAGGUUCUCAAAAUAUGCAGAUAAAUGAAGCUGAUAAUGUGCCGGUUAAUGAAGAUUCAGAACCAAUAAGCAAAAAUAAUCCUGUUACUUUCUUGUUACAAUGUGCUGGGACAAUCAGGUUUGUAAUUAAAAUGGCUUCAUUGUAA
Messenger RNA from Tripterygium wilfordii, 1836 nucleotides. Its product is annotated as protein FAR-RED ELONGATED HYPOCOTYL 3-like. The transcript is spliced from 3 exons. The coding region runs from base 1 to 1836 and encodes 611 amino acids. NCBI's taxonomy places the organism in Eukaryota, Viridiplantae, Streptophyta, Magnoliopsida, Celastrales, Celastraceae. Gene Ontology annotation, biological process: regulation of DNA-templated transcription. The record is from RefSeq and is a predicted model, not a curated record. Gene Ontology annotation, molecular function: zinc ion binding.